This is a messenger RNA of Babesia microti strain RI, 1140 nucleotides long. RefSeq names its product cyclin dependent kinase binding protein, putative. The coding region runs from base 1 to 1140 and encodes 379 amino acids. Gene Ontology annotation, biological process: regulation of cell cycle. The record is from RefSeq and is a predicted model, not a curated record. NCBI's taxonomy places the organism in Eukaryota, Apicomplexa, Aconoidasida, Piroplasmida, Babesiidae. The transcript is spliced from 2 exons.
AUGGAGUGGUGUACCGUUAAUGGCACCAAAUACGAUCAGCAUCAACUAACCGAACUGGCCAUAAAGCUUAACAUAAUUGCCACUAGGCUUUCCAGUAUAUCUACCGCAGAAUGCAUCAAGUUCUUGUCCAAUAUCCCUUGCUACAAACCACCCAGUGAAAAUGAUACGAAGAAUGACAUUGAUAUCAGUUCUAUCCACAAAUCGAAACAUUUUAACAAGGGUGAUUUUACCCAUACUUGUGAUGAUAAUAGCCAUCUAACAAGAUAUAGUAAUUUUUGCUACAAUGCUACCCAACAAACUCCUACGACAAACCUUCCCCAAUCUGGCUGGGGAUUUGUAAAAAAAUGUACUAACAAACUCCAACGCAUACGUUACCGCAUUUGCUUGUUCUAUGGGAAAUCUGAAAAAAAUUCUCUCACAAAACUUAUAUCUGUCGAGCGAAAUGGUAGAUACGCCGGCAUAUCCUAUGAGGAACUUAUCACCCCCUCUAAUGAAAAACCCGAUCAACCGUUGCAACUAAACCUAGAUGAAUUCCUAAACCAUAAAUUUGAAACAACUAAGAUAGAUGUUGUUGAUGGUUCUGAUGAUCUGACCACCAUUAAGAACGCAAUAAAUGGUAGACAAUCCAAUGAGUCUAUAUCCAAUGUCUUUCACAAGGAAUACAAGUCUUUGCUUAACACAGAAUUUAGUAAACAGAGACCAUUUUUGGAACCGCCAUUGACAUUUACUAAACUCUACAACCUGCGUGAAAAAUUGUUCAGACUAAUAGAUAUAGUACCGAUGCUUGAUCCAGCUACGGUUGCCGCAGGGUGGGUCUUAUUUGAAAGACUAGUAGUUUCCAAGCAUGUCACUGCAUCUAAUCGUAAACUGUACGCUGGCGUAUGUCUGAUAAUUUCAUUCAAAUUCUACCAGGAUGACACGCUUAACAUACUUUCAUCUCUCACAAAUGCACUACAGUCAUUAGACCCUCACUCAAAUAUUACUGUUAGAAACAUAUUUUCAUUAGAGUUGCAUAUUUUUACGCUACUUAGAUUUGACCUGGCACUAGACUUUUCACAGGUUUCAAGCCACUUAAACCAUUACCUGGAAUCAAGGAAUAUGACUUUCAAAGAGUUUUACGGGAUGAGUCCAAUUGCCUGA